AUGGCAAGAAGCCUGUUGCUAGUUUUUCUCCUACUCGCGACCAUCCAGUUGUCCCUUCAGGACCAGAAGCUUAGGGAUGGAAAUCAGGAGUUUAGCUACGUUUGGUCUAAGCUACAGAAGACUGAUAGGCAUUGGAACUUUCUGGCUUAUUUGCGACUUGCAGGAAUAAGCUCCUUGUCGAAGCUGCUUUCGACGACCGAGACUGGCAUCACAAUCCUCGCUCCUGUGGAUCAGGCUUUCGCUCAACUCAGCGACUUUAAUGCGACAAGGAUCAGAAAGGAUCCCGCCUUCUUGACGAAGACACUGCAGCUGCACAUCCUUACUCCUAAGGCCACCGCCGCUAAGCUUCAGCGAGAUGCUUUGGGUACAGAGUACCAGACACUUGGUGCUGCUGCCCUAGAGAAGCGCAACUCAACAAUUCCCGGCAAGGUUCAGCUCGUGCUGAAGGGGUAUACAACCUAUACAACCAUUCUGACAUUCUCUUUAUCAGCAAGACCUCCCGCAAGCGUCCAUUCCGUUAGCAAUGUAUUGCUGCCAAUCUAG
Molecule: messenger RNA, 543 nt
Organism: Closterium sp. Yama58-4
Lineage: Eukaryota; Viridiplantae; Streptophyta; Zygnematophyceae; Desmidiales; Closteriaceae
Source: the annotation of a GenBank genome assembly